ACGUGCGCGCUACGGAAGCCGAAAGGGACGCGGGGCGGUUACGGGUGCAGCAGUAGCAGUGAUGGCUGCGGAUGGUGAACGAUCCCCGCUGCUGCCGGCCGAGCCUGGAGAUGGGAGCGGCCUCGGCUCCGGAGGUUUGGUGGGGCCGGCGGGUCUGGGGUCGGGACCCGGCUCGAGUGCUCCAGGAAAACCCAACCCACCACAAGGAUUUUCCUCCUUCAGCAGUCUCAAUGAUGGGAGCCAAGCAGCCAUACUGCCUGCAGAAGAUCCCCCGCCGUAUUCCCCGAUGGCAUCGCCGGAGAGCGGCAGUGCUCCUAUGAUCACUUGCCGAGUCUGCCAGAGCCCCAUCAACGUGGAGGGAAAGAUGCAUCAGCAUGUGGUGAAAUGUAGUGUUUGCAAUGAGGCCACGCCAAUUAAAAAUGCCCCACCUGGUAAGAAGUACGUCAGAUGCCCUUGCAACUGUCUUUUGAUCUGCAAAGUUACCUCACAACGCAUCGCUUGUCCGCGGAUAUAUUGUAAAAGGGUCAUAAACCUAGGCCCCGUUCACCCUGGCCCUCCGAGUCCUGAGCCUCAGCCCGUAGGUGUGCGUGUCAAUUGCGGCCACUGCGAAAAUAAUUUCCUGUGGACAGAAUUCACCGAUCGCACUUUAGCCCGAUGCCCGCACUGCCGUAAAGUCUCUUCCAUCGGGCGCCGCUAUCCGAGGAAACGGUGCUUCUGCUGUCUUCUGUUGGGAGUGCUGAUGGCCGUGACCGCAACGGGUUUGGCAUUUGGUACCUGGAAACAAGCCCAGCAGUACAGGGGUGUCUAUGCUGCCUGGGCUGUGGUGAUUUUCCUGGCUUUGGUUUUCCUUGGCCGAGCUAUGUACUGGGCCUGCAUGAGGGUCAGCCACCCCAUCCAGAACUUCUCGUGAGCCUCUCCAAGCUCCUCUUAGUUUCCCACCACUGCUCGACCGCCUCUUCCUCCAGGGACCCAGGGCCCGUACCCUCCCCUCCGCUUCCAUUUGAAGUUGGGUCUGCCAUGCCACCUUCUUGCUGUGCCCGCUCCCAGUGUCAUCAUCUGAGUAACUGUGGGACAACCCUGAUACCUACCAGUCUUCUUCCAUCUCUGUUCCACUGAGCCAGGAUUGAUGGCAAAAGAAAGUACAAUUUUGACUCCAAAGGAGUCGAAGGCCCAGUUCUGUCGGGUUCUUCCAAUCCCGGGAGGAGGGGAGGGGGGCAAAGUUCCUAUGGAUCCUGCGAAUUAACAGAACACUAAUCGUUCCCAAAAGAAAAACUUGGACGCAGCUGGAUGGUUUGGGAUCAAACCAGUGGCGGCUGUUCUGGUGACAUUUGGAGAUGGCCCAGCCCAAACAGCGGAACCCAUUGAGAUAACACUACAGGUCUUCAGUGGGGGCACUUCAGAAGAUGGUGUCCAAGACUCUGUUCUCAGCUCCCAUCAGAGGCUGCUUAAGAACCUUUUUCUGGUCGAGGGGAAGGCAGAGGAGCAUCAAGGAAUUGCUGCUGUAUUGAUUUUUCUUGUUUUUUUCAGUCAUCCUGUGGUCUGUAAUGUAGGGGGUAGCUAAAAGCUGCAAGGGUCGAGGUCGUUUCCACAAUCCUCAAAUGUGAAGGUGCCCCGGGGAAUGAGAGAAGGCCGUUCCAUAAAGGAUUAGUACCAAAGCCCCAGGAUUGGGGGGGGGGGGGGGACAUAGAUGUUCGUUUAAUGAAUUUUGACUCCUAUCUCCCCCUUUCUGUGAUCUACAAUGUGAGAUCCAGAAGUCUUCCGCUAAAGAAGUUUAGGUACAUUUAACUGUGGGGCUCAUUUCUGCUUUGGUUUCUUAAUCUUUGCACAUUCCUUGAAGGAGCCGCUUCCCUGUUUCUUCUCCAACAACCUAAACUCUGUUUUCAGUGGGGGCGAGAUGAGAGCAGCCUUAGGGACCAGCACGUCUCUCUUUGAAGAGCCCUUUCAAGCCAUAGCUAUGUGUUUUGUUUUUGUUUUGUUUUUCUGUUCAAAAGGUUGAAGGGAGAACUGCCAACACCACCUGCAGUUGAUUGAAAGUGCUGGGGGGAUUUAUUUCAACCUUGAAUUGAGGCGCAGAUUCUCCCUUGUGAGAAGUCUCUUCUUCCAGAGCCUACUAAAUCAGAUUUUCAUCCCUUCUUUUGUCUUACUAGUUGAUGACAUAGACCGAAGGGGGAGGAAAUGGUGCAUGCACUCUGUCGUACAGAGGAAAGUAUGCCCCGAGUCAUGCAGCAAACAGAUAUUCCACUUAGGGAAACCUCUCAAUCCUAUUACGAACCUGGCUUGAUUUUUCGUCUACCCCAGUCUUCCCUCUUUUCUUGCACCUCCAUGGCAUCGAGCUUAUAGCCCUAAACCUAUUGCAGCUUGUAUAUAAGGAGU
Messenger RNA from Notechis scutatus (mainland tiger snake), 2373 nucleotides. RefSeq names its product phosphatidylinositol-4,5-bisphosphate 4-phosphatase 1 (gene PIP4P1). Lineage: Eukaryota; Metazoa; Chordata; Lepidosauria; Squamata; Elapidae. Gene Ontology annotation, molecular function: phosphatidylinositol-4,5-bisphosphate 4-phosphatase activity. Gene Ontology annotation, cellular component: lysosomal membrane; late endosome membrane; phagocytic vesicle membrane. Gene Ontology annotation, biological process: phosphatidylinositol dephosphorylation. The record is from RefSeq and is a predicted model, not a curated record.